Molecule: messenger RNA, 2783 nt
Organism: Callorhinchus milii (elephant shark)
Lineage: Eukaryota; Metazoa; Chordata; Chondrichthyes; Chimaeriformes; Callorhinchidae
Product: rho GTPase-activating protein 28
Exons: 16
Coding region: 140-2218 (692 amino acids)
Biological process (GO): regulation of small GTPase mediated signal transduction; regulation of actin filament polymerization; signal transduction
Cellular component (GO): cytoplasm
Molecular function (GO): GTPase activator activity
Source: RefSeq, a predicted model, not a curated record
CAACCCAUCCCAACCCACCCCCCAGGGCUGUGUUUGCAGCCACUGACCAGAUCCAGAUCCAGAUCCAGAUGCAGUGAGUGAGUGACCACUGCAGCAGUGCCCGUCACCAGGAGAGAAGGGAGAAUGCACCUCUGAUAUAAUGGACAUAAAGGAAUCGGGCAGUGUGGUCCUGACAGCUUAUCAUUCUUACACUCCCUCAAGACUGCCUAUAAUGGAUCAAAGUUGUGUGGCAGAACUUCCAGCGCAUCUUUCCUCUGGACGCAGAGUCUGUGGCUGUAAAUACUUAUCUAAGAUGAUAUUGCCAAGUGACCCUGACCUCACCUAUCUUCACUUACCGACAUUCGCUGGAAGGAAGCCACGCUUUGGGAGGAUGAGUUCAUCGGCUUCGCGAGAUGUCCAGUGCUGGCAGGUUUUUAACCGCUCCAUAUCUCAGGAAUCCACAGAGAAUUCCUCCAUGGAAGACUUUUGGAGUGAAGUGAGGAACAUUAAGGAGAGCAGCCUGAAUGGGCAAGAGGAGCAGAACAUAGUGGAUGUCAAGACCCCUGAUGAGGGGGAGCUGGAGGCUGAGUGGCUUCAGGAAGUGGGACUGUCCACGCUGGUAUCGGGUACAGGAGCAGAGGAUGGCAUGGCCCUGCUGUCCACACUGACCCGUGCUCAGGCCGCAGCCGUGCAGCGCAGGCUGGACACCUACACUCAGACCACCAGAAAGAAGAGCAAGCAGCCAGUCAGAGACGUUCGGGAUAUAUUUGGUGUUACUGAUCCUCCGGCGAGAAUUGGCUUCACAGUCCCAGAGACGCCACCCACUUCAAAUGGAGUCCAGCAGCCAAAGGAACAGAUUCGAUGGAAACAGACAAGAGUGAAUAAUCAAAAUGAUAAAAUGGAAGGACAACAAGGCAACGCUGAAAUAACUGAGGAACUGAACUGGGAUAUCCCCUACUCUGAGUCACUGCCAGCGAGUCACAGAGAGCAGAGGCACAGGCACAGCUGUACCAAGCGGCAUGGCAGCACUGCACUACCGAAAUUUACCAUCUGUGAAGACAAACUGGGGUUAACGCGAAUUGGGGAUCUCUCCCACCAUGACAUGAAAAAAAUUCACAACCUCACUCUAAUUGAGAUAACCACAUUCUUCGAUGCAUUGGGGAUGGAGCUGAAGAAAAACAGGAUUCUGCGGGUGAAAACAAGAGAAAGUGGUCUCUUUGGUGUUCCUCUCACAACGUUACUUGAAAAUGAUCAGAAGAAGGUUCCUGGUACGAAGGUUCCUCUUAUCUUUCAGAAACUUUUAUUGAAACUGGAACACAGUGGUUUGGAAACCGAGGGAAUCCUGCGUGUCCCUGGGUCCGCCUCACGGGUGAAGAGCCUGCGGCAAGAGCUGGAAGCGAAAUUUCAUGAGAACUUCGACUGGGACCAAGUGCGGCAGAAUGACGCUGCCUGCCUGCUGAAGAUGUUCAUCCGUGAGCUGCCAAACUCCCUCCUGACCAUGGAGUACCUGCCUGCAUUCUCAGCCGUGCAAAAUCUCUCUCAGCCUAAGUUGCAGUUACAGGCUCUACACCUCCUGAUUAUGUUGCUGCCUGAUCCCAAUAGAGACACUAUUAAGGCUUUCCUGGAGUUUCUUUGUAAAGUCAUAGCAAAUGAGGCAAAGAACAGAAUGAGCCUGUGGAACGUCUCCAUGAUCGUUGCUCCAAACCUCUUCAUGUGCAAAGGGAAAAGCGGGAAUCAACAGGAAGCUGAGGCUGCAACCAAUGCUGCCAACAUUGUGCAACAACUCAUCAAAUACCAGGACAUCUUGUGGACGAUCCCGUCCUUCAUGAUCUCCCAAGUGCGGAAGAUGAACGAGAGCGAGAACAGUGGCAACCGCAAGCAUCUGGGCUUAGAUAAAAGUAUGAAAAAGAUACUGCGAAUGAUUAACAUGGAGUGGGAGAGACCAGAACGGGCAGAGUUGGACAUACCAGAGGGAGUUAUUCGUGUCUAUUCCACUCAGUUAUCGAAGGUCUCCAUGGCAAUCCAACUGGACACCGAAACAAAGGCCAGUGACAUCCUGUCUCGGUUUCAAUACGAAAACAGCACUGGAACUACAGAGCCUCCACAUGGACAGAUCCAUUCACUAUUUGAGAUCGGUGGAAAUAUAGGAGAACGCUGUCUGGACCUUAAUACACGCAUGCUGGACUUGUACCGGAUAAAUCCCCACGCAACCUGGGUUAUUAAACCCAGGACACCCUGAGACUGCUGGCCUGGUGCUGUGUGUUCUGCGAGUUUCCACGAACUUAGCAAAUUCAACCUCACAGAAAGUGACGGAGCCUGGGACAGACUCGUCUGUGUGUCCGAGCCUUUGUGGGAAGCUGUGAAUGAGGUUGACAACAAGUUGAUUUUUUAAAAAAAAUCUGCAGUUGCUGGAUUUUCAGACUGGCCGUUUCUCCAAGAAAGGCAAAGGAGAGAGAGAUUUCCAAAGUUGUAUACGUUAUCAUUUGAUGGCGAACAAACUAUGUCCUCCAUCCUGUGCUUUAUUGAAGACUUUGCCUCUCCCACAACAUUCAAAAUGUGCCACAUGAUGCACUAGGCAGCGAAAAAAGGUUUUGCUUCAUCCUGAAUCAACCACUUGGAAUAAACAUAGCCAAUGGCUUCUGGAAGUAGAAAGCUACAGCGCAGAAGGAGUUCAUUCCUGACUUUGAGUCAUCGAAUCCAAGACUCAGUACAGUAGAAUACUGGAGAUACAGUAGAUAGGUGUAUGUGCAGCAUUGUCGGAGCAAUGGGAGUUUCUCCCAGUAUCCUAGCCACUAAUCCCCCAA